Danio rerio (zebrafish) is the source of this 854-nucleotide messenger RNA. RefSeq names its product AFG2 interacting ribosome maturation factor (gene airim). The record is from RefSeq and is marked provisional. Lineage: Eukaryota; Metazoa; Chordata; Actinopteri; Cypriniformes; Danionidae. Gene Ontology annotation, cellular component: nucleus; cytoplasm.
AUUGUAUUCACUCUCGCUAAACUUAACAAUGAUUGAUCAGUGUAAUAAAGAGAUCGCAGAGUGUGAUUAAUGUAAUCGCUGUGUUUCGGUCAGUAAUGCCCGGAUCAGCGUUGUUAUCGCUGCAGCAGGAGCUCCGGCGGGGAUUCGAGGCUCUAAAGGCCGCCAAAGAUGCGUUUGAUGGCGGUCAUGCGGAGUGUCAGGAGCUCGUCUCCUCUCUGGGGAACCUGGCGCUCCAGCUGAAGGCUCUCAAACAGGUCCAGAUAUCCAAAACUCCUCUCUCCGGAUUCCCAUGUUUACAGCAGCGACUCCAUUACAAGCUCUCGCUGGCGGUGGACGCACUUCUGGCUAAACUAGCCGAGAAAAUGGCUGCUCUUCAGAAGGUGCGGGAUGCCUUCGCUCAGCAGGUGUUUACUGUCGUGCAGCUCUAUGAGAAAAACACAGACGCUCUGGACAUCAGCGUGUGCGUCUCCAGAUCAGCCGUCUGUCCUUCUGUCUCAGACAUGCUGGAGUGGCUUCAGGACGCCGACCGAUAUUACCGCCUGCAAUUAAUGCAAAGCCGGCUCCUCCUUCAGACGCUGACCCCCACUGACCUUACAUCAAUGGAAACAGCACCAAAUAGAUGGAGAUCUCUGCGUUCUGCCCGUCAGGAGGAGAGAAUUGCAGAUGCAUUGUGUCAAGUGUCGAUCUUCUUGGAGACUGAAUGAAUGAAGGAUCCUUAAAAAGAGACAGACUGAACUCUGUCUCCUGGAUUAAUGUAGUUUUAUGGUGCGAUUUAGCAUUAUAAGGACUGUGCAUCAGCAUCAUUGUAAGAGCAAUGCUCUACUGUAAUAAAUGCAAUUCAUGCUUUUUAUAUU